Molecule: messenger RNA, 555 nt
Organism: Aspergillus steynii IBT 23096
Lineage: Eukaryota; Fungi; Ascomycota; Eurotiomycetes; Eurotiales; Aspergillaceae
Exons: 1
Coding region: 149-454 (101 amino acids)
Source: RefSeq, a predicted model, not a curated record
GCGGCGACGAAGCACGGGGUGAUCGGGUUGACGAAGAGCGCGGUGGGACCGAGAAUCAGAGUGAAUGCGGUGGCUCCGUGAGUUGUGAUUGCCGGUGCUUUUGACGCGAUGCUGAUUGAGCUGCAGAGGAGCGAUCCAGACGCCGCUGAUGGACCAGGCGGUUGAAAUCCAGGGAGCGCCGGUCACGUCGCCGGCGGUGAUGAAGAGAAAUGGGACGCCGGAUGAGGUGGCCCAGUCAGUGCUGUUUCUGUUGAGCGAUGCAUCAUCGUAUGUCACAGGCACAGUUCUGAGUGUGGAUGGAUACAGAGCCAAGAUAGAUGGACGUAACUGCGUUAGAAUUGGGUAUUCGCUAAAUGUGACAUGGAACUCGAAACGCCGAUCCUGUUUUCGCCGCUGUAUAUCACAAAUGCUCUAUGAAAACCGAUGUAGAAACGAAGAUCAAUCGGAAAGAUGAAGUUCCAUCACUUGUACAACCAUAGGAAUGCCCCGGUGACUAGGAGCAGAAACAGAAAGAUGAGCCUCGAUCCGGUAAAUCGCGUGGUCAGCAGCAGCAAG